AGAGACAUCAUAAUGAUAUAUGAAGAAGAUGCUGAGGAAUGGGCUCUGUACUUGACGGAAGUUUUUUUACAUGUUGUGAAAAGGGAAGCAGUCCUGUUAUAUCGUUUGGAGAAUUACUCUUUUUGGGAUUUGGAAUUGCUGAGCUUAAACUCUUACAAAUGUAAACUUUUGAUAUUAUCAAAUGGCCUGCUUAAAGACCUAACUCCAAGGAAAUGUCAGUUUCUGGAAAAGGUACUUCAUUCACCAGAAAGUGUGGUUACUCUGCUGUGUGGGGUGACGAGUUCAGAUCAGCUCUACAAAUUACUAAAUAUCGCUGGAGGCAGAUGGGAGAUGUCUACUGAGCAGGAGCCCCAAGAUUACAUUGCUGUAAUUGAGAGUAUCAUAUUCAGAGAUUCUGACGACUACCUUGAGGUCAAUAUUCCAACAGACCUAGGAGUGGAACAUUCUGGGGAAAUAAGUAAGAGAAAGGAAAUUGAAGAAUUAUCAAAAGCUUCAAGAGACACCAUACCCCUGGCAAUGGUGCUUCCUACUGAAAUUCCAUGUGAGAAUCCUGGUGAAAUAUUUAUUAUUUUGAGAGAUGAAGUCAUUGGUGAUACUGUGGAGGUUGAAUUUACAUCAAAUAGUAAAUGUGUUAGGACACAGCCAACCCGUUGGAAUAAGACAGUCUGGUGGAUGAAAGCUUUAGAUUUUCCUGCUGGCUCUGUCAAUGUCCGCAUCUACUGCGAUGGAGUCAUGAAGGCCACAACAGAGAUGAAAUACUCUACAACAGCAAAGCCUGUGGAAAACCUACUGGGAAUGGCACGUCCAGGAGACGGUGUGUGCCAGAAAGACAUUGAUGAACUUGAUGAUAUUCUUACAUCCAUAUUCAAACAUGAGAUACCAUAUUAUGAGUUUCGAUCAUUCCAACCUGAAAUCGAUCCUCAAAAAGAACAUACUCAUUUCAAAGAACUCCCAACUCUUCUCCACUGUGCAGCAAAAUUUGGUUUAAAGAACUUGGCUAUUCAUUUGCUUCAAUGUUCAGGAGCAACCUGGGCGUCUACGAUGAAAAAUUUCGAGGGUUCAGAUCCAACACAUAUUGCUGAAAGGCAUGGUCACAAAGAACUCAAGAAAAUCUUUGAAGACUUUUCAAUCCCAGAAGUUAGCAGAAAUGAUGAGGAAGAAAAUGACUAUGAAGAUGAUAUUACCUCACUACUUGCAUAUUCUCCCACCACACAGAACCCAGCAUUAUAUCGCGCAAGCGGGCGGACUUCAUACAGGCGGCGUGCGGAAGGAGCUGAGGCCGAUGAACUGGCAAAGGAAGAAAAAGAGAAUGCAUUGGGCACAGAGGCCGAGCAGAGCCUCGCAGAGGUUGGAGGUGGGAGUUCUGUGACCGAGUAUGAUGAUGACUUGUAUGUGUUCAUUCCUGGAGACAAUCCAGAACAUAAUGCACCAGAGCAACUCGUGAGCUGCAGACCCCCUCUCCCCCCGCCACGACCUGUAGCUGCUGCCUCCCAACUGGAAACACCGCACUGCACAUUACAGGGGAAAAUGGUGGAAGGCCAGACGGAAAGAAGUCAAAAUUGGUGUGAUCUCGGAGCAAGACAAGAAACAGGAGGUGAACCCAAAGAAGAAGAAAAGAAAGAAGAUGAAAAGGAGCAGGAGAAGGAGGAAGACCCGUACACGUUUGUUGAGACUGAAGACAGUGACUAUGACGUGAUACUGGCCAGUAUGAGUACAAAGAAAAAAUUGGGGAGUCGGUCUUUUAUUAUAAACAGACCUCCUGCCCCUACACCUCGACCCACAAAUAUCCCUCCAAAAGAGGAAACCACACCUUACAUAGCUCAAGUGUUUCAACAAAAGACAGCUGGAAGACAAUCUGAUGGUGACAAGUUCCAUGGUCUUAAGAGACAAGACAGAGCUCGGAUGGAAAGUCAAGCCUUUUCCACUGUGGACUCUCUUGCUGCUGGGCAGGAAGAACUCAUCCUCUUGCAGGAGAAGGUCAAAAAUGGGAAACUAUCUGUGGAUGAAGCCCUAGAGAAAUUUAAACAUUGGCAGAUGGGAAAGACUGAGCUGGAAAUGAUUCAGCAGGAAAAACUACGCCAACUACGAGAUUGCAUUAUUGGGAAAAGGCCAGAAGAAGAAAAUGUGUCUGAUAAACUCACCAUUGUGCACCAUCCAAAUGGUAAUGAAAGUGCCCGCAAUGAAAAUAUGUUCCAUAACAUACCCUUCCGCAAUAAGCUUCCUACUCGACUCCAAGUUGAAAAGGAAUUUGGUUUCUGAUGCAGGAAAGAUAACUAA
Molecule: messenger RNA, 2277 nt
Organism: Neomonachus schauinslandi (Hawaiian monk seal)
Lineage: Eukaryota; Metazoa; Chordata; Mammalia; Carnivora; Phocidae
Gene: BANK1
Product: B cell scaffold protein with ankyrin repeats 1
Biological process (GO): negative regulation of phosphatidylinositol 3-kinase/protein kinase B signal transduction; signal transduction; negative regulation of B cell activation
Molecular function (GO): protein tyrosine kinase binding; signaling receptor binding
Source: RefSeq, a predicted model, not a curated record